Molecule: messenger RNA, 861 nt
Organism: Chlorella variabilis
Lineage: Eukaryota; Viridiplantae; Chlorophyta; Trebouxiophyceae; Chlorellales; Chlorellaceae
Exons: 2
Coding region: 1-612 (203 amino acids)
Molecular function (GO): heme binding
Source: RefSeq, a predicted model, not a curated record
AUGGGCGGGUCGCUAGGCAAGCCCGUUGUGCUGAGCCGGCACCACCGCAUCUCGCCCGCGCCGCGCAAGAAGGUGCCCUUUGAGAAGGGCUUCAGCCAGAUGGACUGGGUGCGGCUGACACAGACGCACCCAGACCUGGCGGGGCUGGGGGGGCAGCGGCCGCGGCGUGGCAUCACCAUGGAAGAAGUGGCGCGGCACAACACGCGAGACGACGCGUGGACCGUGUUGCGCGGCAGGGUGUACAACAUCACACACUACCUGGGCUUCCACCCCGGCGGCGUGCCGCUCCUGCUCAAGGUGGCCGGCAAGGACGGCACCGCGCUCUUCAACAAGCACCACGCCUGGGUGAACGACGACUUCCUGCUAGCCAAGUGCCUGGUGGGGCUGGUGGCGCCGCCCAGCACGGCAGCAGCUCCAGCUCCAGGCGGCGGCGGCGACCACGCGGCGGCGGCAGCACCCGUGGCGGCGGGAGGCAGCAACAGCAGCAGCAGCACCGACCUGCAGGCGGCGGGGCUGGAGCAGCAGCGGCAGCAGCAGCGGCAGCAGCAGGAGCAGGGGGAGCAGGAGGAGGAGGAUGGCGAGGAGCAGGGCGCUGCCACCGCCAGCCUCUAGCGCCUGCCUCGCGUGCACCGUCCCAGCACUCGGUUGUAUUGAUGUAGCCCACAAUACCCCGCGAUGUGUACCUUUUGCCGGUUACCUUUCUUCUCUCAUGUCAUCCGAUGCCAUUCCGUCCUAUUUUCCCUCGCGCUCGCUCUCCCUCCCGCUCGCGCUCCCCACCCGACGCUCCCCGCUCCACUCCGUUCCCUUCUGCUGCCAAGCAACCAUGUUUCUCAUCUCAUCAUGUUCAUUCUUUCCACAUUA